GAUUCUUUCUUUCUUUCUUUCUUUCUUUCAGUUACAGCGUCAUCGUCAACGUUUGUGAGUAAGUGGACUAGUAGUAAAUCUCUAACAACAAUUAUUCCCUUCCAUCUAUAAAUUCAAGAAGCAACGCAAUACACGCUGUGCUUCACCUCUCUAAUCAAAUCCUAAUCCCAAUCCCAAUCCCAAUCCCAAUGGAGCAGCAAAGCAAAAACAGCCGCCUAGAAGAAGAAGGACAACACACCACCACGUCCCUUGACUGGAGAGGAAGGCCCUCCAAUCCUUCUAAGCAUGGCGGAUUCAGACCUGCUGCUUUCGUUCUUGGGAUGCAAGCAUUUGAAAUCAUGGCAAUAGCAGCAGUGGGAAACAACCUGAUAACAUAUGUAAUGAAUGAGAUGCACUUCUCACUGUCCAAGUCUGCCAACGUGGUAACAAACUUCGUUGGGACUAUCUUUAUCCUCGCCCUCUUCGGUGGCUACCUUUCAGACUCUUAUCUCGGCUGCUUCUGGACCAUCCUCAUCUUUGCCUUUGUCGAACUUUCUGGUUUCAUAUUACUGUCAGUGCAAGCUCAUGUUCCGCAGUUGAAGCCACCGGCAUGCAAUAUAAUGAGCGGGGAAGAGUGCAUAGAAGCAAAGGGGUUUCAGGCGAUGAUAUUCUUUGUGGCAAUAUACCUUGUGGCGUUAGGGAGCGGGUGUGUGAAGCCAAACAUGAUUGCUCAUGGAGCAGACCAAUUCGAUCAGGACAACCCAAAGCAGUUGAAGAAGCUCUCUUCCUAUUUCAACGCUGCUUAUUUUGCCUUCUCCGUCGGACAACUUGUUGCCUUGACCCUUCUUGUUUGGCUCCAAACUCACUCCGGAAUGGACGUCGGCUUCGGCGUCUCCGCUGCUGUCAUGGCUAUGGCCUUGAUAAGCUUCCUUUCUGGCACUCUCUAUUACAGGAACAAACCCCCUCAAGGCAGCAUCCUCACUCCUAUCGCUCAAGUUUUUGUAGCAGCAUUUUUUAAGAGAAAGCAGUUAUCUCCAUCUAAUCCACAAAUGCUUGAUGGAAGCCAUAAGUUCAGGUUCUUGGACAAGGCAUGCAUUAGAGUGGAAUCGUGGGAGGAGGAAAGCGCAUGGAGAUUGUGCAGUGUUGAGCAAGUAGCGCAAGUGAAGACGCUGCUAUCAGUUAUUCCCAUAUUUGCAUGCACCAUUGUUUUCAACACAAUCUUAGCACAGCUUCAGACAUUCUCAGUCCAGCAAGGAAGCGCCAUGGACACUCAUCUCACCAGAAACUUCCGCAUCCCACCCGCCUCGCUUCAGUCCAUCCCUUACAUCAUCCUCAUCCUCGCCGUCCCUCUCUACGACACCUUUUUCGUCCCCUUCGCCCGACGAAUCACCGGCCACGAGUCCGGAAUCUCCCCUCUCCGCCGGAUAGGCCUCGGUCUCUUCCUCGCUACCUUCUCCAUGGUUUCUGCUGCUCUCAUGGAGAAAAAGAGAAGAGACGCUGCCGUCAUCCACAGCAAAACCCUGUCCAUCUUCUGGAUCACUCCGCAGUUCUUGAUCUUCGGCCUCUCGGAGAUGUUCACCGCCGUUGGGCUCAUUGAGUUCUUCUACAAGCAGCCACUGAAGGGGAUGCAGGCAUUCUUGACCGCCAUAACGUAUUGCUCCUACUCCUUCGGCUUCUACUUGAGCUCUGUCUUGGUCUCUUUGAUCAACAAGAUCACUACAGGGUCCUCCGGCGGCGGGUGGUUACACCAUAACAACCUCAACCAAGACAGGCUGGACCUCUUCUACUGGUUGCUGGCUUCACUCAGUUUGCUCAACUUCCUCAACUAUCUGUUUUGGUCAAGAUGGUACUCUUCUCCAUCCCCUUCAUCCUCAUCUCAUCAUGAUGCCAAGGACAACACCUCCUCUAAUAAAUAUUCUGCAAAUCACAAUAAUAUUCCUUAGUAUAUAUAUAUGCCAUAUAUUAGCUAUACAGAACUGUAGGAAAAAAAAUAAUCAUAUAUCUAAUUAAGGAGGCUGGAACCUUAGUUACUUCAUAAGUAGUUCCAUAUAUGUAAUAUUAUUCUCAUCUAAUUACUCUCUAAUUUGAAGUCCAUUGGAGAGGUGUACGUACAUCUUAGUUCUCUGUAUUUGAAAAUUUUUCAUGUACUUGAUCUUCUUGUUCGAAUGUAAAAGUUAAUUUAAUUAUAUAUUUUUCGGAAUGCUAGGCUUGUAA
This is a messenger RNA of Arachis ipaensis, 2193 nucleotides long. Its product is annotated as protein NRT1/ PTR FAMILY 4.3. Lineage: Eukaryota; Viridiplantae; Streptophyta; Magnoliopsida; Fabales; Fabaceae. Gene Ontology annotation, molecular function: transmembrane transporter activity. The record is from RefSeq and is a predicted model, not a curated record. Gene Ontology annotation, cellular component: membrane. Gene Ontology annotation, biological process: transmembrane transport; oligopeptide transport.